AUGUCUCAAUUCAGAAUUGCCAUCAUUGGCGGCGGUCCUGCUGGGCUGACUCUUGGUCUCCUAUUGUAUCGGAGUGGUAUACCAUUUGCGAUAUUCGAGCUCCGCCAAAAGGCCACCGAUGAAGAACUCGCCAAGCCUUCCGGGAUGCUAGAUCUCCAUGAAGAGUCCGGUCUAGCUGCUAUCAGGGAGUGUGGCUUGUUCGAUCAGUUCCUCCAUCUCACUGGGGAGUGUGCGGAGACGCACAAAAUAUCAGACAAGGAUGGCAACAUCCUUUACACAGACGAAGGAGGGACCAACGAGCGCACAGAGAUGCGCCCCGAGAUCUCCCGCAACGCACUCACCAAGCUCCUGAGCUCUCAAUUACCAGCCGAGUGCAUCAGGUGGGAGCACAGGCUUGUCUCGGUCACCAGCCGCACCACGCCCACCGGAACCGAGAAUGUGCUCGAUUUUGGCUCCCACGGCAAACAAGCUUUUGACCUGAUUGUUGGGGCCGAUGGCGCCUGGUCCCGGGUUCGCAGUUUUCUAAUAGACGUGGAGCCGCAAUACGCAGGGACCCAGAGCAUCAGCAUGACUAUCCCGCAGAUCACAGCCAAUUACCCGCACCUAGCUUCGUUCAUCGGGCGUGGUAGCUUUACUGCGCUUGGCCUACGGCAUGGAAUUAUCGUGCAACGCGGACCACAGGACUCGGCCCGUGUUUAUAUCUUCUUCACGACCGCGGAAGAGCACUUCGCUGCUACAUUGGGACUCGUGGGACAGACAGUGGCUGAUGCCAAGAAUCUGCUCCUGGGAAGCGACGUACUGCUCGGCCAUUGGGGCUCUGCCAUCAAGGAGCUGGUGACCGUCGCGUAUGAUGCGGAGUUUGUUGACAACCCGGGUGCUAGCGUGGACAUCAAGCCAUUAUAUAUGUUGCCUAUUGGGAUCUCCUGGGAGCACAAUGUGAGCGCAACGCUUAUUGGCGAUGCAGCGCAUUUGAUGUGCCCGUGGGCCGGUGAGGGAGUCAACCUGGCUUUGUGGGACUCUCUGUUGCUGGCACAUGCUAUCAUCACGGCACACGAAACAGCUGGACAGGAUGCUAUCUUGUUAGGGAGCUCACUAGAUUGGUUGAUAAAAGGGGUUGAGGUGGAAUUGGUGGAGCGUGCCAAAGAGAAGGCGGAAGAAACAUACAACAACGGACAGAUGCUGUUUGGAGAGGAUGGGGCGAGAGCUUUUGCGGACUUUUUUUUGAACAUUCCCAAGGCCGAUCAGUAUUCUAGCCAAGUACAAAGCUAG
Messenger RNA from Penicillium alfredii, 1269 nucleotides. Its product is annotated as FAD-dependent oxidoreductase. The transcript has a single exon. The coding region runs from base 1 to 1269 and encodes 422 amino acids. Gene Ontology annotation, molecular function: FAD binding. NCBI's taxonomy places the organism in Eukaryota, Fungi, Ascomycota, Eurotiomycetes, Eurotiales, Aspergillaceae. The record is from RefSeq and is a predicted model, not a curated record.